Messenger RNA from Nerophis lumbriciformis (worm pipefish), 1152 nucleotides. The record is from RefSeq and is a predicted model, not a curated record. Lineage: Eukaryota; Metazoa; Chordata; Actinopteri; Syngnathiformes; Syngnathidae.
AUGGCGAGCUCGGCUAACUCGAACCCAGUGCCUAAACUGUACAAGACUGUGAUUGAAGAUGUGAUCAAUGAAGUGCGUGAGUUGUUCCUCGAUGAGGGUGUGGAUGAACAAGUGCUUCUGGAGCUAAAAACGCUAUGGGAAAGCAAACUGUUGCAGUCCAAGGCAGUGGAGGGCUUCCAUACAGAGGAACAGGCAGCCCUUCAGGCCGCACAGCAGCAGCAGCAACAGCCAUCACAGCAGCAAGUACAACAAGGCCAGCAGGUGACACAGCCAGCUCAGGCCCAGCAAGUCAUCCUGCCUCCCCAGCAGCAACAAGCACCCCAACAGCAAGUAAUUGUACCAGAUUCCAAGAUUCUCCAGCAUAUGACAACAACAGGGAUGAGUGCAGCUGCUACACAAGCAGCUCUGGCUCUGCCGACAGGGGUCACACCAUACCCACAGAUCAUCACCAGUUCGGGUCAGUUCGUGCAAGUUUUGCGUGCACCGAAUGGAGCUCAGUACUUCAUCCAGCAGCCAUCACAGCCCAUCCUACUGCAGCAGCAGAUGCAGCCUGGUUCAGUGCAGGCUCCAGUUAUACAACAGGUCUUGGCUCCUCUUCAAGGAGGCAUUCCUCAGCAAACAGGGGUCAUCAUCCAGCAGCCACAGCUCGUCUUAGCUCCUGGAAAUAAAGUCCAAGGCAGCACACAGGUUACGCAGGCUGCUGCUAUGGCACCUCAGCCAGGUCAGGCAGCACAGGUCCAGCAGGCCCAGGGUGCAGCAGUGCCACAGGCCCAGGUGCAGAGCCAGGCUCAGCAGGCGGCCCCUGGUCAAGCUCAGCCUCCCAUGAUGCUGCAGGUAGACGGCGCUGGCGACACAUCGUCAGAUGAAGACGAGGAUGAUGAAGAGGAGUAUGAUGAGGACAUGGAAGAGGAAAAAGAUAAGGACGGGGGAGAAGAUGGGCAGGUGGAAGAGGAGCCCCUGAAUAGUGGAGAUGAUGUGAGUGAUGAUGGGGAGGACCAGGAGCUGUUUGACACAGAGAAUGUAGUUGUGUGCCAGUAUGAUAAGAUCCACAGGAGUAAGAACAAAUGGAAAUUUCACCUGAAGGACGGGAUCAUGAAUCUGAACGGAAGAGAUUAUGUCUUCUCCAAAGCCAUCGGGGAUGCCGAAUGGUGA